CAGUGUAGCACGUCCCAAGCGCGUUCCUGUUUUGAUUCUGUUUUGUCUGUAUUUUGAUUGUUAGUUAACGCUCAACCAACGUCCCAAAAACUAGGUGUGCCGGCUGGACCUACUCUUACUAGAUUGUCUAGUGGUUCUAGAAGCCGAGGAGAAAGCGCUCACAUCACAUUAACGCUCGUCUCGCACGCCGCGAUUAAAGCGUCUUCGAAAUAACAUUGUUUGAAACGGCUGGUGACGUCACGCGUCACAAACCUCAUGCGUUCGUGAUUCCUUCCUCUGCUCUUCUCCAUUUUUGCCACUGAAACGCCGGUCCUUACACAAAGGAGCCACUUUUUAUCGGCACGUAUGCUGUGUUUUCCGCGGGAUUUUCGCAAAAGUUUCUCGCCUGCAAGCCGGGAAUCGGUGCCGGAGUGAUCAGCAUGGGCACAGGAACAAAAGUCAACGGCUCCUGACUGCUUCACAAGGGCAUCAAUAUGGAUAAUCCAAGCCGAAAUGCAGCGUCAAGUCCUGCACGCAACCAUUUUGACGCUGCGGCCCUUUUAGGGGCCUGGUGGUCCUCUGCUGACCAAGGGGGCAUGACCCUAGCCAGCCUGCUGCGCCAGGGUACCUCCACCCCUAGCCUGGCCAGCAGCUCUAAGCUGGACCAUGCCCUGAGGCAGCCCCAACCACAGACCAGCUCCUCAUCACAGUCGCGCAGACGUAUGAAUGGCUCCCAAGCUAUUGGCAAAAUGCUACCUCCAUCAGCCCACAGCAGGUCGUCAAAACAUUUGGAUCUCCUUCAAGACAGCAUUCUUCUGAAUUCUGUGAAGGAGAAGCUUCUUCUGGGUUCCUCUGCCAAAGGUCCUCCUGUGUUGUCGCCCCCAUUCCUGGGGCAGGGUGCUGCGGAGUUGCUUGGGGCCAGCAAGGCGGGGGGAAGUAGCGCUGCCGAAGGGAUGCGGCCGGGCAUAACGCUGCCCCUGGGCAGUCUGGUGCGAGAGCGCAGCGGCCUGCAGGGGCGCCGCAGCCGCAGGGGCCGUCGUGAGUCCGGCCUGGCGUCGGCUGCUGCUGCCAAGCUGACAGACUGUCUCAUGCCGCCACAGCCUUCGUCAUCAUCCCCCUCGCCGUCGGUAGGAGUGGGCUCCCUUUCGAGCUCUCCUAGUCUGUUCCCAAGUCCUGCCCACUCCUCCCAGGCGUCUUCGAGCAGCGGUGGAGUCGGCAGAGGUCACUCCCCCGCGCCUCCCGCUCACUCGGGAGCUGGUAGCAGUGAGACCGCUGGACGAGGGGAUGGUGGUGCCAUGCCCCUGGAUCUGUGUGUCAAACGCAGUGCCUCCAGCGGUGGCACUGCAUACUUGUCCCCAGACGUUACUCUGACCCCUGUCUCUGCCCUGACCCCUGGUCCCCCUCUUCCUCCGCCUCCUCCACCUGCUGCGCAUCAGCGGCACAUUUUGGAAACCUUGCCGGCCAGCCUGGGCCCCAGCAAGGCUGGGCUGCCUCUCGGAACGCCCCUGGGAACGGCGUCGUCAUCGUCUUCGCGGCGGCGGGGCCGAAGGCCACGGAGCUCCCCAUUGCUGUCGGACCACGUGGCAUCUGCGAGGGACUGUAAUCCCAUGGGAUUGCUUCUUGGUGCUUUGGCUGCGCAGAAUGCAAAGCUGUCUUCAAGGCAACAAGAGUCAUUACAGAGGUUCCAGCUGCUCGCAUCCCAAGGUUAUAAGUCAAGAAAUAACAUCUUGUCAAAGUCAGGGUCCGAGGGUGUUCCUUCGGAGCUGUCGGCAGCAUCCUCCGGAGGUCGCCUGGGAUCACUGCCCCCACCACUCGGCGCACCCUCUCAGCCUCUGUCGCGUCCUCCGAGCCGCGAGCUGGUAUCACGUCAUGGGACGAAGCGCAGUUCUCCUGACGGUGAGGCCUCUUCGCACCGCUCCAAGCGACAGGAGGUUGAGCACAAUGCUUCCGUUAGUGUGGAUUCAUCUAGUGACUCGGAGUCUGCCGUAUGUGACUCCCGGUCUAUGAGCGGCACGUCCGACACGGAAGACACCGAGAAAUCUGCUGCGGCCAGCACAUCAAGUAGCAUUCAAGCUUCACUGUCUGAGAGGAUGUCCAAACGUCACACAGACGAGCAUGAAGGCACAACGAAGCGGAGACGGUGUUAUGUGACAAACGAACGGGAAGCCAGAAUACCAUUGAAACGAGGAUGGCAGAGGCAGACUAUAAUUAAUUCUUAUGGCAAGUCUGGUGUAAAAGGGGAGGUCAUCUACAUAGCUCCCUGUGGCAAGAAACUUAGAAGCUACCCCGAAGUGCUCAAGUACUUACAACAGAAUAACAUCACUGACAUCGGAAGAGAGAACUUCAGCUUCAGCUCCAGGAUGGUUGUUGGAACCUUCAUUGAGACCACCAAUGGGGGAGAAGACACCGAUGGCGGUCGGGUCAUCAGCGAAGAAGAAGUGGCCUUGCGGCUGCGCCUCCUGUGCGGGAUACACAGUGCAGUGCCGCCGCCCCUGGUGGCAACUCUACCUCCUUCCUCCUCGGUGGCAGCUGCCAAAGGUGGCUCACCCCUGCUGGGCCUGCCAGGCCUUGCUGGGAGCCCACUGGCCGCUGCCGUGGCUGCUGGUGCCACGAGCUCUGGGGGUUCUCGAAGGGGACGGCCACGCAGCCGCUCUUCCCCGAAUCCCCAGGAGCGUGCCCUGCAGGAGGCGGUCUUGAUGCAGCAGCAGCAUCAAGUUGAAGAAGCGAGGCGGCACCACGAACAAGUCAAGUUGAUCAAGCAGCAAGAACGCUUUGAACGCCUCGAGCAGCAGCGCAUCGAGAAGGAAAUGCGCACUCAGCAGACUAUUGAGAUCCGCCGCAAACGGAGGGAGGAUGUAGAGAGACAGCGCCAAGACGACGCUGUUCGCAGAGUCCAGGAAAGAGAAAUAAAAAGGCAACAAGCUUUAAUUCUACGAGAGCAGGAAAUGCAGAAGCGCCGUGAGAUGCUUCUGAUGGUUGACUUGGAACGGGAGAGGAGGAGACAGCACAUGCUGCUCGUUCGUGCCCUGGAAAACCGCAAGAAGAUGGAGGAUUCAAAGAAACUGGAUAUGCAUAUUUUGAAGGAGGUCAGGAGACCUGUCGAGGACAUGCUUCUGAAGGACGCUCUUCCUUUGCCAACGCUAAAUAGGAUACCUGGACUAAAGGUUCCGGGCACUGCAUUUGCCAAUCUUUUGAUGGUUCGAGAAUUUCUUCACAAUUUUGGUGAAACGCUGCAUUUUGAUGUGGACAAGAUUCCGAGCUUGAACACUCUCCAGCUGGGCCUGAUCAAUCACGACACCAAGUCGGAACAGCAGUUGCUCAAUGUAGUGCAGCACCUACUCACGUGUGCUAUUCACGACCCAGGAACACUGCCCUGCAAAGAGGCUGUUACCGUCCUUGGGCAGCACGUGAAGGAUGCCACAAUCACAAACGACACUGUAACGGAGGCCCUGCACCUGUACUUCAUGGCUCUCGACAAAGAAUGUGCCAUGUAUCAGUGGGUAACUGAAAAACCCUUUCUGGCUUUGAAUCCAACACAGAAAUCUGAAAUCAUGGCCUUUCUAUGCAAUGAGCUUCUAUGUAGCCGAGGAGUAGUCAGGCAAGUGGACGGUAGCAUAGAAACUGUGAUCACGUUAAGGAAAGACAAGUGGCUUGCGGAAGGUGAACUACGCAAGCUUAGGAGUACGCAACAGAGCAGGCAGCGGAAAGCCAUUCUAAAGCAGGAAUUGGAAAACAACGCCGCAGCAGCGAACGGCAGUAGCAGCUCCACUACCACCACCACCAACAGCGUGGCAACUGGCGAGGUGUGUGCAAACCAUGCCAGUGCUGCAAAUGGCUCUGCUGCUACGCCCACCAACAAGGACUCUGAGGAGAACAGUGUCAAGGGUGAGACUGCUAGCGAGGCUGGUGACAAGGCAAGCAAGAGUGGCCGGGACGAGGAAGAGGACAAUGAGGACCCUGCCAAUGACAGCGGCAAUGAAAGUGAUGACCCGCAGGAGGCCGACAAUGCUGAAGAGGAAGAGGACAGCGAGUUGAGUCUCACUAAUGAAGAGCUGGAGAAGAGGAUAGAGAAACUUUCAAAGCAACAGGCACAGUUCCAAAACAAGGUGGCCAAGGCGAGCAGCAGUAUUCGGGCUGUGAUGCUGGGCCAAGACCGCUUUCGACGGCGCUACUGGCUGUUGCCCAUAGCGGGGGGCAUUUUCGUGGAGGCCAUGGAGUCGUGCGAGCAGGACGGCAUGGGCGACUUUGUGGCCUCUGAUUACAUGGCUGACGAGGACGAUAGCAGUAGUGAGGACUGUUCAGUUGCCAAGGAGGGCACUUCUGCUCGAGGGGUCAAGGAGGAGAGGCAAGAUGAAGAGGAGAGCCCUGCUCUGUCAUCUGUGAAGCAGGAGCCCUGCGAUCCGAAAGAGGAGACAGAGGACGACGUUCCCCAGGUGGCCGCUUCAACAACUGGUGAAGUCAAGGACGAAGUUGAAAUGGCUGAAAAGACAGACUCCUCCAACAACACUGAGGAGCCCGAGAAGAAGCAGGAAGAAACCGAGGCACCCUUGAGCACCAACGAGAAAGGUCCGUCCGUUGCUACCAAAGAAGCUUCCUCUGUUGCGUCUGUGCCAACGUCAGCGGCAAACCUCUCUGCAGUGACGACGUCUGCGACCUCUGCCUCGGUGACCAAGGAGAAGAGCCCAUUGCCCGAGCCAACCCUAGAGCAGAGCUGGAUGAUGCAUUCGCCCUUUUUUGCGUCCAUCAUUGCGGGCAACAUGCUGUUCAACAGCAGCACGUUCCCAACGCCUGGUGCCGCCCCAUCUUCGUCGUCGCCAAGCUCGUCACCACAGGUGGGAGCAGCAAGCACGGUGGCCUUGGGAAAGGAUGGUGCCUCUCCGCUUUUCGGGGGCUUCACCACUCCCCUGUCGGCUGAGCAUAUGCUGAAGCACCUGGCCCAGAAGAAGCCGUGGUUUAGCCUCCUGCCACGAGUGCCCUGCGAUGAGGAAUCCCUGGCACGGCUGCCUGGCUCAAAGGACAUGGAUGACGAUGACAUCGAAGAAGAGGCAUCGUCCACCGUAGGCUCCACGAUGGGCAGCAGCCGAGUAGUAAGUGUGAUAGAAACCGAGGACACCACCAACCAGUACGACAAACCACAGCCUGUGCCUCCGGAGUACCUGCGAGGCUGGUGGCGUAUCACCGAUUCUGCCCAGCUUAGAACAUUGAUGGGCGCUUUGCACAGCAACGGAAUUCGUGAGAAGGCUCUUUUGAAACAACUGGAAAAGAACUUCAACUAUGGAACUGUCACCUGCAUACCAAACAGCCAACAAGAUGUUGGCCUCGAGAUCACAGACCUUGACCGGGACGUGUCCGAAAAGCAUGGCGGGGCGCCGCCUCCCGAUUACGAAGACCAAUGGUCCCCUGAUGUUGCCCUGCGGGUGGAUUUAGCCAUGUUGGCCCAGGUGGAGGCACUCGAGCAGAGGCUUUUUGGUGCCUGCAUGGAGGUCAAGCACUGGCGACCCCCACCAAAGGUAUCAGACGACCAAUCAAUACAGUACCGUCCAUCCUGCGUGCUGCUUAACAAGAAGCUGCUGGCGACGUCUGAUGACGAUGAUGAGGAAGAAUCCAGCGCAUCUCAGACAUCUGGUGCAUUGUCACCUGAUGAUGGCAAGGACAAAACAGAGGACGACACUGAGGGUGCCGAUGCUACUGAGGAGGCGAAUGGCAUCGCCAACGACAGCUCAAAGCAGCCCAGCUCUACUCCAGAGGACAACUAUGUGAAUCCCGUCCAAGUGGCAAAAGAACGGCUUCUGGGUGUUGAGGCAGGCAUUGAGAGGCGGUACCUUCGUCCGCCACUGGGGACUAGUGGGAGCAGCCUGCCACAGAUCGCCAAUGCCAGCAGCGGUGGCAGUAGCAGUGGUGGCAACAAAGCUGAAGAGGAGGUGGCCGGCAAAGGUCCAGGCGAGGAGGAUGAGGAGCCAGUGUUGCCCCCAGGGCUGGUGCGGUGGCGUGAGGCUGUGGCCGCAUGCCAGACAGCUGCUCAAUUGGCCAUGUGUUUCAGCCAGCUGGAGGCAUGCAUUGCCUGGGAUCGCUCCUUCAUGAAGGCGAGCUGUCAGUUUUGCCACAGUGGAGACAAUGAGCAAAUGCUCCUGCUCUGCGAUGGAUGUGAUAAGGGCUACCAUACUUACUGCUUCAAGCCCAAGAUGGAUAAAAUUCCAGAUGGUGAUUGGUACUGUUACGAGUGCCUAAACAAGACCCAGGACGAGAAAGUGUGCAUCCUGUGUGGGAAGAAAGGCAAGCUUGUGCGCUGUGAUGCCUGCCCAAAAGUUUUCCACCACACCUGCUUGGAUCCACCUCUAUCCAAACCUCCCAAAGGGAAAUGGUGCUGCUCUGGUUGCUCGAAGGGCCGCAAAAAGGGGCGCCCUUCCAAAGGCCAUCACGACUCAACUAAGGAGUCGAGCAGCCCAAGCAAGAAAGGUGGCUCCUCAUCUGCUUCCCCAUGCCAAACCACGAAAUCGUCCAAGAGUGGCGAGCGCAGGGAGAAGAACAAGGCACAAGUGCUCAAGGAUCUGGCCGCUUGCAGGCAAAUUCUGGAGGAGCUGGAGCAACAUAAAGAUGCUUGGCCAUUCCUUGUUCCCGUCAACACCAAGCAGUUUCCCUCCUAUCGCAAGUUCAUCAAGAAACCCAUGGACGUUAGCACCAUGCGCUCCAAGCUGGAGUCAAACCAGUACAAGUGCAAGGAUGAGUUUGCCUUGGAUGUGCGGCUCAUCUUUGACAACUGUGAGACUUUCAAUGAGGACGACUCUCCUGUGGGCCAGGCAGGUCACAACAUGCGCAACUUCUUCGAGAGCCGCUGGGAGGAGCUCACCUCCUGAACCCUCCGGACCUUCCCACGUCCUUUGCUCCACUGCCACCAGGCACCCAUCCCAGGGCUUUAGACGCACCAUCACCACUCCUCAUGACAUGCUCGCUUUCCUUUAUGCCCCGCACUUUUUUGUUACAUGCAUACACGAAAUAUAUAUAUACAUAGUGCUAUAUUUAUACUCUUUUUUUACUUUAAUACUGUAAGCUAAUUUUUUCAAAACGUGCAAGCGCAGCCGUUGUCUCUCGUAACUUUUUUUUUUCUUGGGCCAAAGCUGACACCGAGCAAGGUUGUGGUUGUUACAGUAUGUCUCUUCACUGUGAGGUGCUUAGCGCAGCGACAGAUGCAUUGGCGACACGAGAGUGGUUUGCUGGUAAUGGAACAUCAAUGCGAGAACGACGUGACUUUGUCGCCUCUCGGCACCUUUGGAGCUGAGGCAGCUUUGUGACAUUGGGGAAAAAAAGAAAGCACUCAAUCAAUGUCAAGAAGGCAGCAGCAAUGGUCACAUGUUUGCCAGGACAUUGGGGAGUGACUCUUGUCAUUCUAUAUUCAUGCUCUGUUAGUUUUUUUUUUUUUUUUGAGCUGUUAUAUUGCGAGAAGGGUUGUCUUUCUGCAUCGUGAAUGAUGUGUAGUGUUUCUUUUUCCAUUGUCUGUCAUUGUAGUGGCCCUCUGUCGUUUCAUGGUAUGUUUAAUGUUUUCAAGUUUUCUGUUUUGUUUUUAAUUGUGAGUUAGAAGGAAGAUGAAACACAUGAAGGAACUGGGGAAAGUGCCUGCAUAAAAAAAAGAUGGUGCAUGUUGCUCACAACUCUUGUGUUUAUAACAAAAGGGGUCUGUAUAAGAAAAAAAAAAGCGCACUAGAAGAAAAAAUAACUAUCACGUGCUAGUGGCUGUCACUGCAGCGCAUGUUUUCUUGCAGUGCUUCCGGAUGUUUCCUGUAUCCCUCCCGUUUGCUGUUGUUCCAUCAUGGAUUACCUCGAUAUGUCCAUUACUAGUACAAUCAUCGCUCCCUCCCCAAAGGUGUUGUGUGCUGCCAGCGAAUCUCGCGUGGCUCGUGACCAUCUCUUUGCUUCAUUUUUUUAGGCUGCUUCUUUUUAUUGACAAUGGCUGUGAAGUUGGUGUUAUGCUCGGGACAUUAGGAAGGGUGCACUCAUUGAUAAACGCCAGUUUGUCUUCGCCUUUCUGUCAGGGUGUCUCGGACUCCUUCACAAAGGGGUAACAGAAAGCCAAUUUCUGGAUGGUACAAUGGCUGCCUCAUGACCUAUUUUGAACGGGAAAAAAGGGAGAGAGAGUGUGAUUUCGCCUUCUGCACCUCGUUGUUGAUGUUAGCUGUUGGUGUGAAAAGUGUUGAUUUUGCGUCUCUGCCAAUUGCACCCACGUCAUUUUUCUUUCAUUCUGUGGUCCUUCGGCUUUUGAAACGAACUAAUAUGGGGGACUUGUAUAGCUGACGGGCACAGGUGUACACGUAAUUUCUCCAUUUUUUUUUCUCAUCUUACUUCACUCGCAUCUCCUUGUUGUCCUAUCUUCAAAUCAUUCUGUUCCCAUCUGAGCUCAGGUCUUUAAUUUGCAACCAGGGUAAAUUGUCCUUUGUAUUCCUCAAAACAUGUGCUAGUGAAUGCAUUUCAUUAACUGUGCCUGUUAUGUUUCAUGCUGUUCAAUGAUGUUGCCCAUCAAAUGAUAUGUUUUCAUUCUGCUUUCCAUUUAAAGAUUUUUUUUAACCUUUUAUCCGCAUACUCACAAUCUUCUGAUUUUAGAACGUACAUAUUGCAUAAUGCUCAAGCAGACACUUGAAUGGCCAUCUUGCGCAGCAUUGUAAAGGUAUUGUUUUUAUUGUUUUGGGGGAAGCGCAGCCGGGUAGAAUCAAGAGUGGUUCUCAUGGCUUGACAGGACGGUGUCUUGUGUAUAGGUUGACUUUCUCGCGUAAUUUAUUUAUUUUCUCACUACCACUACACAACAUUGCAAGGAGCACUGUAGGAGGCAUCUGUAAGUGUGUUGUGGUGACCAUAAUCAUUUGGACGGCCAACCGGUGUGGUGACUGUGUCGUCAAAAAUCCUGUCCACCACGUGUUGUGGCUGCAUAUUUAUAUACUCAUUGAGUUUUUAUGUUGACAGAUUCCCUAUGUAAAUAAAGAUUACACCCUAACUAGGCUGGCUUGGCCACUGAAAGCAUUAACACUAAAUGUGAAGAUGUGACUGGUACAAAAUAACUGAAAUCAAGCAUUUAAAUUAUUACACCAAGACUAUCUUUUGCUUGUCUCCUGUUUUACGCUGUGGUUUGGCGUGACAUUCGCUCACGUGCCAUAAGCUGUUAUAGUGCACUCUGCUAGUGCCGUUGCUUUUGUAUAGGCUUGCUACUGGCAAUUAAUGUUUAUUAAAUAGAAGCUGCUACCUAGUUGGCAGUUUUUGUUGUAGAAUGGCGAUUUUUUUCUUCUUUUUUCUGUAUGACAGUAGAUGUGUAAAAGAAUGUUCGUUUAACACUUCCUCAGGUUGAUGCUACCGCAGGCACGACGCCUUCCUUUCUUUUGUUGCCAUUGGCUUACACUGAAGGGGCACUCGUGCCUUUUCUGUCUGUUCUCAGAUACGGCCACCAAACACUAGCGCAGGUUGUGUACCUUAUGUGUUGUGAAUUCCGCAGGAUUCUGUAUGAUUUGUUGCUCUAUACAUCUCUGUGAACAAAUUUGCGGUCUGGACCCAUAACUCCAUUUCUGCAUUAAAGGUGUUGCAUUUGCCCACACA
This is a messenger RNA of Rhipicephalus microplus (southern cattle tick), 9552 nucleotides long. RefSeq names its product bromodomain adjacent to zinc finger domain protein 2B. Gene Ontology annotation, cellular component: chromatin. Lineage: Eukaryota; Metazoa; Arthropoda; Arachnida; Ixodida; Ixodidae. The record is from RefSeq and is a predicted model, not a curated record. Gene Ontology annotation, molecular function: protein binding; DNA binding.